Uncinocarpus reesii 1704 is the source of this 699-nucleotide messenger RNA. RefSeq lists its product as uncharacterized. The coding region runs from base 1 to 699 and encodes 232 amino acids. The transcript has 2 exons. The record is from RefSeq and is a predicted model, not a curated record. Lineage: Eukaryota; Fungi; Ascomycota; Eurotiomycetes; Onygenales; Onygenaceae.
AUGUCAAGAAUCCCGGACGACGAGGACGACCCGUCCUCCACAGUACCCGCCCGUUCAAGCUACCGCUUGGCUAUGGAGUUUUAUAUCCUGGAGAAGCUGACGCAAAUGGGCUGCACUUGCACUCCCAAGCUCCUGGACAGCUUCUUCUCGGUUCAAACAGAGGAUCUCCCUGUCCCCGGAGGCUUUUUUGCUAUCAUAGUGAUGGAACGACUCCCAGGGCGCAAUCUUGCCAAUUUUGGGGAUCUGCCUAUGGCGGAAAGGGACCAGGUUCGGAUUGCGUUUGGGAAAGCAUUGCGUGAAUUUUUCGCUCUUGGAUUUCGACAUGAAGACCCCGAUCGCCGUAACGUGAUGUGGGAUCCUAAAAACAAAAAAUGGUACGUUUGUGUUCCCCUCGCCCUUCUCGGGUCUGUGGCCCGAAGCCUCAAUCACUCAUGCGUUGCUCACCUGUUCGGUAGCUAUAUCAUUGACUUUGAAUAUGCAUACCAUGUCAAGGACGCCGAUUCUGCAAAGUUCACGCCGAUGGUACAUUACCCUCUUUGGGGUCUAGCAGGGCCCAUGAUCAAUACCAGUCUCGGUGGCUUGGACCCCAUGGUUCCCUGUGAGAUACCUACUAUCAGAGAUCCAGAUGAUGAGACACUUGAACGGAUGGCGGCCGAGGCGGCAGGAAAGCCGUUAAAGCCCCAGGUGAUAUUACGAUAG